Molecule: messenger RNA, 2201 nt
Organism: Somion occarium
Lineage: Eukaryota; Fungi; Basidiomycota; Agaricomycetes; Polyporales; Cerrenaceae
Source: the annotation of a GenBank genome assembly
GCCAUCGUUGCAAUAGACUCUGCGGGGCGCCUUUCAAACGAAUACUUCGAACGGCUUCAACUGUCUCCGUCAGUACUACACGGCUCUUAAGAAGUGCCAAUGUACUCAUGACCUCAAGGCCAUCCAAUUGCUUAACGAGCGAAGUGUCCUAAGUCACAAAAACAGCGCUAGAUGAUACUGAUAGAGGAGUUGAAUCUGAAUCAGCGCCGUCCAAAAAUUCGAGAAUUCCAAUCCUCUGUCCUGCAUAAGUAGCAGUACACUGCCCGCAUUGCUCUUAUCCAUCCGAUCUGACAAGUCCCUCUCUUCGCAGUCUCUGUGUUUGGAAUGCCAGACGGAAUCGUUCCAAGCACCCUUACACCCCCCCCUGCGAUAAUGACGGAAUGUUCACAACCAGCUCUUUGGAAGAACAUAUCAGAUCGCAAGGUUGCAGAUCGGAAGGCCCUGUUGGAUCAGUGGCCCGAUUGGCACCUACAGGAAGUGACGCCAGAGUCGAUCAAGGACAUCUCGAAGAUACCCAUUUCACACUUAACUGCACGCGAGUACGAAAUCGUCCAUUUAGAUGCCACCGGUCUGGUUGAAGCAAUCCGUGAUCGCCGGUAUACAUCUAUUGAAGUCCUCUGGGCCUUCUGUCAUGUUGCAACGAUCGCGCAGGACCUCACCAAUUGCCUGACGGAGGUAUUCUUUGGCGAGGGCCUCAAGCGGGCAGCGGAGUUGGAUAAGCAUCUAGAGGAGACCGGUGAAGUCGUGGGCCCUUUACAUGGAUUACCCAUUUCUAUCAAGGACCACAUCAUGGUCAAGGGUCAUGAUACUGCUACAGGAUACAUAGCUUGGGCAUAUAAGACUGUGGCGUCGAAGGACGCUGUGGCCGUUGAUAUCCUGAAGAAAGCCGGGGCUGUUCUUUAUGUCAAAACAGCCAAUCCCCAGACUCUAUUGGCUCUUGAAACUAACAAUAACAUCUAUGGAAGAACGAGCAAUCCUUUUAAUCGGAGUCUCACUCCCGGCGGAAGUAGUGGAGGUGAAAGUGCGUUGAUAGCUCUGCACGGAAGCCCAAUGGGUAUUGGAACAGAUAUUGGGGGCUCGAUCCGUAUUCCCGCGGCCCACUGCGGUCUUUAUGGACUCAAGGGAUCUGUUGCGCGUAUGCCACACGCAGGCCUGAUGGGUUCGCAUGAUGGUAUGGAUGCAAUCAUUGGGGCGCUCGGCCCCAUAGCUACGUCUGCAAGAGACUUAGCAUUGUUCUGUCGCGUCAUGCUACAGUAUCAACCGUGGUUGAUAGAGCCUCCUUUGAUUGAAAUACCCUGGAAACAGGAAGUCGUUGAUGGUCAAGGAAUACCAAAGAGACUAUCCAUUGCAAUCCUUUGGGAUGAUGGAGUUGUUAAACCACAUCCUCCCGUCCUCGACGCGUUGAAGCGUACUAAGGACGCUUUGAUUCGGGCCGGCCAUGAAGUGAUAGUCUGGGAAUCUGUUGAUCACCAAGAAUCUUGGGACUUAUUGACAAAACUUUAUUUUCUCGAUGGAGGCGAAGAGUACAGAGAGGUCCUCAAACAUGACCCUCCCGUCCCUCUAACCGAAUGGAUAUUGUCCCAGGUCCCGAACGGUGGCAACCCGUUCACGGUUGCGGAGAUCUUCAAGAUCAAUCUAGCUCGGGAGGCUUUCAGAGCAAAGAUUACUGCACAUUGGAAUGCGACGGAGGCUCGUACGAGCACCGGUCGACAGGUGGACGCAGUGUUGAGCCCUGUGGCUCCAACUCUAGCACCCCCACAUGACUCAACUAGUUGGUGGGGCUACACUUCAUAUUGGAACCUCAUGGAUUUUCCAGGCGCCGUAUUCCCUGUCGAUCGAUUCUACGCACAGGACUACCGACCUCUGGAUAUCUCCUCUGAUAUCAAGCUUCCUUCCCAGGCUCGCAAUGAUACGGAGAAGAUCAUUCUGGAUCAAUGGGACCCUGCGAUAUACGAUAACGCACCGGUUUGCCUGCAACUUGUUGGAAGACGGCUGAAUGAGGAGAAAGUAUUAGGAAUGAUGCAGGUCGUAGAAUCAGCUAUAGGUUCUGCCCGGUCAGGGUUCUGAUUUCAUUUCUACCUUGUAAUCAACCAAGCAGGCAUGAGCAGGUGCCUCCUUUUGUUGACUUGUCAUUCACGUCUGACCGUCACACUUGAUGAACUUGAAGUUUGACAUAACAUCAACAAAGACCGAACGUCUGC